CCGGAGAAUAGGGGGAUUUCGGGUCGUGGUGAGGCAAAAACAUGCCGAAAUGAGGUCGAAAUGCCAUUUUGAAGCGAUUUGGGGGCCGGCUGGACAGACGGAGCGUCGCAGGACUUCGUUCGUGUACCAUGCGUGGGCCGUGACCACUUGUAUUGAAGCGUUCGUCCUCCUCGUGGCCGCUUUGGCCCCGUUUACGUCGUUCGCGGCAGGCGCUGCGCGGCCGCUGGCGGACUAUCAGCGCUGGCAUAGCUGAAAAAGAGGCGGGAGUGCGGGUCGGAACCUCAUCGGGCAACUCACAAACACCCUCUUUCGGGCUGCGCAUGCGUUUUGAAAAAUGGCCCAAUCCUGAACUCGACCGGUGUUGUGGGCAGCCCCUCAGUCUCCGCCGCGGAGUGCCGAAACUUCAUCGGGGCUGCUCCUACGCCAGCACCAACACCCACUGAUGAUGCGCCAUCGAUGAAGUUUUUGCGUAGGAGCAGCCUGCGGCUCGGUAGAGGCGCUUAAUGGCACAACGACUGCC
Messenger RNA from Pelagomonas calceolata, 520 nucleotides. Lineage: Eukaryota; Pelagophyceae; Pelagomonadales; Pelagomonadaceae. The record is from the annotation of a GenBank genome assembly.